GAUUCAUGAAUUAGAUUUCGAGGAUAUAGGACAUAGAAAGUGACAAAUCGGCGAAGGAAUUAUAAUUACAUUCAAUCAACCAAGAUCUAAUACCAAAAGCAAAGAUUCAAUUUUGAUUUUUGGGUAUCGCCGGCAGCUUCUCCCACUUUGCCUGUGACCAAAACAGUGUUGAAGAUGGUGAGCAAAACAGAGGAAGAGCAACUGAUUAGAUUGGAGAGCCAAGUGGAAAACGGCGGCGGCGGCGCGUGGGAGUACCUCUGUCUCGUCAGGAAGCUCAAGCUCCGCCGCUCCGACAAGGUCUUCAAGUACGGCUCCGCCAUUCUCAGCGACGCUAGGAAGCGAUCUGCGCUUGGCCCAGAAGAGUGGACUUUAUAUGAACAAGUUGCUAUUGCUGCGAUGGACUGCCCGCGUCUUGAUGUGGCAAAGGAGUAUAUCAAGGUCUUGCAGGGAAAGUUCCAUGAGAGUAAACGAGUUGGAAGGCUGGAAGCUAUGUUGCUUGAAGCCAAAGGUCUAUGGGCAGAAGCUGAAAAGGCCUACUCCAGCCUUUUAGAAGAAAGUCAAUUCGAUCAGGUGAUACACAAAAGAAGAGUGGCAAUGGCUAAGGCACAAGGAAAUCUCUCAGGAGCAAUUGAGUGGUUAAACAAGUAUCUUGAAAUAUUCAUGGCUGAUCAUGAUGCAUGGAGAGAACUAGCAGAAGUUUACGUCUCUCUACAAAUGUAUAAGCAAGCUGCCUUCUGUUAUGAGGAGCUGCUCUUAUCACACCCUACCAUUCCACUAUACCACCUCUCCUAUGCUGAUGUUCUCUACACACUUGGAGGAGUUGAAAAUCUUCACGCGGCAAAGAAAUAUUAUGCAGCAGCUAUAGAUUUGACUGGUGGCAAGAACACUCGGGCUCUUUUCGGCAUAUGCCUGUGUGCUUCGGCUAUUGCACAGUUGACUAGAGGCCGCAACAGGGAUGAUAAGGAGAACUCGGAACUGCAUUCUCUCUCAGCAGCAGCAUUAGAGAAAGCCUAUAAGCAGGAAUCCCCUACCAAAGUUUCGGUCCUAAGCUCUGCGCUGAGAAGUUUGAAGGUCUCAUCAUGAUCAACAACUCAGCCAUAGCUCGUUGCUUGAUUCAGUGAAAGGCCAUGCCGUGUCUCAGGAUCGGUAUAUUGGGAAACCUUAUUGUUCGGCCUGCUUCUUACAGUUGAGCAACUCGAUUUUUAUAUUAGAGCAAAUUGUUUUCAAUAUGAUUGUUGGUGAAACUAGAGGAUUAUAACUGAUUCCAUGUAUUUUAUAGGAAUAAUAGAUUUCUACUUUUCCAAUAGAUGUUGCACUGUGAUUGUUUUUCAUAAAAAAUCAAGGUUUUGAGUUUUA
Salvia splendens (bonfire salvia) is the source of this 1356-nucleotide messenger RNA. Its product is annotated as ER membrane protein complex subunit 2-like. Gene Ontology annotation, molecular function: protein binding. NCBI's taxonomy places the organism in Eukaryota, Viridiplantae, Streptophyta, Magnoliopsida, Lamiales, Lamiaceae. Bases 175 to 1083 code for a protein of 302 amino acids. The transcript is spliced from 9 exons. The record is from RefSeq and is a predicted model, not a curated record.